Molecule: messenger RNA, 696 nt
Organism: Aureobasidium namibiae CBS 147.97
Lineage: Eukaryota; Fungi; Ascomycota; Dothideomycetes; Dothideales; Saccotheciaceae
Product: beta-1,4-xylanase precursor
Exons: 2
Coding region: 1-696 (231 amino acids)
Biological process (GO): xylan catabolic process
Molecular function (GO): hydrolase activity, hydrolyzing O-glycosyl compounds
Source: RefSeq, a predicted model, not a curated record
AUGGUCUCUUUCAAGUCCUUCUUCUGCGCCUUGAUGGCUGCUACUACGGUCCUAGCCGCUCCCUUCGAUUUCCUCACCGAGGAGGUUGACGACGGCAACUCGACUCUCCUCUCCAAGCGUGCAGGCACUCCCAGCGCUGAGGGCACCCACAACGGUUACUUCUACUCUUGGUGGACCGACGGCGGUGGCAACGCCCAGUUCACUCUCGGCGAGGGCAGUCGCUACUCUGUCUCGUGGCAGAACACUGGCAACUUUGUUGGUGGCAAGGGCUGGAACCCUGGUACUGGCCGCACCAUCAACUACGGCGGUAGCUUCAGCCCCUCGGGCAAUGGUUACCUUGCUGUCUACGGCUGGACCCGCUCGCCCCUCGUCGAGUACUACGUGAUUGAGUCUUUCGGAACCUACGACCCCAGCAGCGGUGCUCAGUACAAGGGAAGCUUCUCCACCGACGGCGGCAACUACAACGUCUAUGUCUCUACCCGCACCAACCAGCCUUCCAUCGAUGGUACCCGCACCUUCCAGCAGUACUGGUCUGUCCGCCAGGGCAAGCGCGUUGGUGGCAGUGUCACCAUGCAGAACCACUUCAACGCCUGGGCCAGAUUCGGUCUCAACCUCGGACAGCACUACUACCAGAUUGUCGCUACUGAAGGCUACCAGAGCAGCGGCAGCUCCGACAUUUACGUCCAGACCAAGUAG